Messenger RNA from Geodia barretti, 2097 nucleotides. The record is from the annotation of a GenBank genome assembly. Lineage: Eukaryota; Metazoa; Porifera; Demospongiae; Tetractinellida; Geodiidae.
AGCCCUCGGCUCAGCUUCUAGCUACGCCACGCCCACAUCGCGGGCGCGUGCACGCGCGUGCUUAUAAAAAGGGUCGCACGAAUAAAGUUGCAGCUCGUUUGCCGUCUCUUUUGUUCUGUAAUACCAAUUUUCAUUGCGUAUUCACCAGAGAGAGUCAUGAAAUCAGUGAUACGUCUGUUGGCAUUAGCUCCAUUGAUGGUGCAUCAAAUAGUAGCGCAACAGCCACAAGGGAAUGACAAUCAGAAAGACUCAAAUACUAAGGUAAGGAGUGGUCUAUUCCAAUAGUGGCCCUGGUUCUCGCUUUCAUUAUCAUAACCGGAGUCAUAGCCUACACAGUGUACAGACAGAAGAAGUACGGGGCCUUUUGUUGCCUAAUGCCAGUGAGUUGUGCGAUUCCGCGUCACUGUGGUAGAUUGCGCAUGCGUGUACAAUUGCCGUGAGUGCGCAUGCGUGUAAAGGAGAGAGCGGUUUUACGGUAUUCUCUCCCCUCGCAGAAAAUGCGGUAUCGUGUUGGGACAAGUGAAGAGACAAUUGAGCGUCAAGACUACCCUUCGCCUCCUCCAUCGUAUGAUAUGAGUCGCAGACACAUUAUUGCUCCACCUGAAUACCAUGAUGCUCUUCAAGAUGUUCUCCUUGAGUCAGGCAACAGCAGUAAUACAGGGCAAACUGGCAGCAGACUCACUUCAUGGUCAAACAUUGCAAUGAAUAUCAGCACACCACCGGAAUAUGCCGCAGUUGUGACUAGUACUGUACUGAAUACUACAGAAACACUGCAUCAAGAUAGUGAAGCAGAACAUGACACUAGCAGAGACACAGACUCAUCCUCUAAUGCAACCAUGUCACUAAGUAACAUUUUGGAGGAGCAGAUUACAGGGGGAGAGCUAAUUUCCCCGCGUCUAUCCUCUACAUCAGCAGACACUGAAAGUGAGCAGACCAGAACGUUGAUUGAUUAGUCCUACUAAUACAGGAUGCUCUCACUCUUAUUAUCACUCACCAUUAUCAUUGAUGUGUUAUAUCGCUCCAUUCAGCACUAUCUACUCAUCAUAACAAAUAUUUAUUCAUUGCUGCAAUACACACUAGUACGUCAGGUGGCAAAAAUAUUCAGGGCCAUGCCAUACUUGGUAAGCACGUAAUGUGCUACAGAAUGGCAAGCAAAAUAAAAGCGAGAUACACGUGAGACUGCUCGUCUAAGUUUGUGUAAGCUCAUUGGAGCCAGUGUCAUUCUGUGGAAACGCCGCCGUGAAGGAUGGCUAAACUGUGGGCGUUCGCGUUCUUGGUCGUCGCUCUGUGUGCAACUGGGUCCCGGGCCCAAGAAGAGAGUAGCAAGGACAAGCCGAAGGGCUCCGAUGCCACCACUGAAUAUCCAACCCUCUCCCCCCCACCGCCUCCCCCAGACCCUCUUAUUCACAAUCUCCAGUUUUCUCUGCCCAUCGUUACAGUGUGCAUACUUCUCUUCAUAAUGAUGGUCAUCGUCAUCGUCGUCAUGCGAAAGGCACGCUACGGACAGUUCUGCUGCCUCAAACCAGUUAAUGCAGAGAGUGGCAACCAGACACCCCCACCGACGUAUAAAGUGAUGGAAAUGAUUGCUCCUCCAGACUACACCGACGCGCUGCAGGACGUCCUCGUGAGCCAGAGCAAGCAGGAGGGAGAGGAGGAGCCUUCUGAGGAGACCAGGGAAGGCACUUCAACGGUGGAGGUCCCACUGGAAGACAAUGAGGCUGAAGAUGAUCGCACUCCUCUCAAUCCCUAAACAUGUUCUGGACCACACAGCUCUGAUUUUUUUUCGUUGUUUAGUUAUCUCUUUUUUGUGCCGUGUAUCAUAGGCUACAGCACUAAACUCUAUUAAUUAUUUGCUCCAUGUUCUUCACCCGUUUUUUUUGUAAAAGUUGUGUAAUUGUGAACGAGUAGAUUUUUUUAACCCCAAUUCAAACUUGUGUUCUAUUAUAUAUGCCUGUCAGAUGAAAGGUUAUAGAGGAUUGGGAAUGGAGGAAGGUAUGACAACUGACGAGGUUGGACUCAUACAACUGUGCUAAGAAGCUCACAAUGUUCGGUGCUAAUGAACGCACAUAUGGUAGUUGAUAGGCUUUGUUUUCCCAA